UCCCAAAACAUUGCAAGGGGGAGGAAUAAAACCACAGGAGCAGCGCCGGGAGGCUGUGCACGGCGCUGACAGUCAGUCACCAUGCUGGGGGCAGCGAGAAUCAUCCUCUUUCUCGGCACUCUCAUCCUGGCAGUGGAUGUGAUCAUGGCGAGAAAAAAUGCUCUUCAUGAUUUUUUGAAAACAUCUGGAUUUAUAUUGAUCAAGAAAUCCCUGCCGCAGAAGUCUAAACAGAUGAAUUCCAUUGAACAAUGUGCAAAGCGAUGUGUAAAACACAAAGGAUUUGUUUGCAGGUCAUUUUUUUACGCGAAGAGUGAGAAGCGAUGCUAUUUGCUAUCAUUUAAUAGCAAAACCAAGGGAGUAAAAGGAAAGCAAAUUGCAGGACGUGAUCUUUAUGAGAGAAAAGAUUACAUUAGAGAAUGCAUUAUCGGGAAAGGGAACAACUAUCAGGGUACAAAGUCAGUGACGGAAAGUGGCCAGACGUGUCAAUACUGGAAUUCCACAAUCCCUCAUGACCACAGGUUUUUGCCUUCAAAUGACCGGAAUAAGGACCUGCAGGAAAACUAUUGCAGGAAUCCAGCUGAUGAUGAAGGAGGUCCGUGGUGUUUUACAAUGGAUCCAAAGAUACGGCUGGAAAGCUGUGCAAUUCCACAAUGUUCUGAAGUUGAAUGCAUGACGUGUAACGGGGAAGGUUACAGAGGCCCCAUGGACCACACGAUGUCUGGAAAGGAAUGUCAACGAUGGGACCUGCAGAAGCCACAUAAACAUAGAUUCCGUCCUGAACGAUUUUCCGAUAAAGGGCUUGAUGACAAUUAUUGCCGAAAUCCAAAUGGCCGUACCAAGCCAUGGUGCUACACACUUGACCCUGAUAAACCGUGGGAAUACUGUGCAAUUAAGGAAUGUGUCCAUAAUUGUGAUCAUGACAUGGAGAUGACCACCAAAUGUUUCAAGGAGCUCGGGGAGGGUUACAGAGGGACAGUGAACACCACCCCUUCCGGAAUCCCCUGCCAGCGGUGGGAUUCACAGUCUCCUCAUCGUCACAGCUUUGUUCCUGAGGACUAUAAAUGCAAGGACCUGAACAAAAAUCACUGCAGGAACCCUGACGGAGCAGAAGCCCCCUGGUGUUUCACGACGGAUCCUGAGAUUCGAGUAGCCUACUGUUUUCAUAUCCCACGAUGUGAGGAUACAACCCCACCGUCUGAAGAGUGUUACCAGGGUACUGGAGCCGCCUACAGAGGAACUGUGGCUCAAACUCGGGCUGGUUUAUCAUGUGCACCGUGGGUGAAUUAUGCCCAGAUUUUCGAAAGAACCAUACCGCAUACUAACUCUGUCAGCCUUGUGAAGAAUUACUGUCGCAAUCCAGAUUCGGACAUACAUGGCCCCUGGUGUUACACUAAUGAUCCUCUCACCCCGUGGGACUACUGUGCCAUUGAGCCUUGCGACAAGAGAGCCAAUGUGCCCUCAACAGUUCAAUCUCCAGCCAACACUCAAUGCCUACGAAUAAAGGCAGCGACAAGGAUAGUCAAUGGAUUUCGAGCAAAGGCAGGAACAUCCAGCUGGAUGGUCAGCCUGCGGCACAGAGACGUACAUUUCUGUGGAGGGUCGCUGAUCGAAGAAGACUGGGUUCUCACAGCCAAGCAUUGUUUCUCCACAUGUAAACCGGAUUUAAGAGGAUAUGAAGCUGUGAUGGGAAUCCUCAAAGAUGACAAACGUGAAGAAUCCCACAAACAAGUGAUGGGAAUUUCUCAGCUGGUCUGCGGCCCAGAGGGAUCCAAUCUCGUGAUGUUGAGGUUAUCCAGGCCGGUGAAAUCUACCUACCAUGUCAACAGAAUCAGUCUACCAGCGUCUGGAUGUGUAAUACAAGAAGGUGUCUACUGCAAUAUUUCUGGAUGGGGAGAAACUAAAGGUACAGGUUAUGAAGGUGAACUAAAGAUAGCCCAGAUCCCUAUCGUUGGGACUAAGAAAUGCAAUGAGUACCAUCAGGGAAAAAUCCAAAUUAAUGAAACUGAAAUCUGUGCCGGUGAAGAAGAGGGAACUGUUGGUACAUGUGAGAGGGAUUACGGAGGUCCUCUGGUCUGUGAAGAAGGUGGCCAGAAGCUACUACAAGGUGUUAUAAUUCCUGGCCGAGGUUGUGCAAAACCUAAGCGUCCUGGAAUUUUUGUGAGGGUGUCAUACUACGUCUCGUGGAUAAAUAAAGUGGUUAAGAUGUACAGAAGAAAUAACCAUGCAAGGAGAUGAAUGUACUGUAUGUCACAGAAAUCCUGUAUGAUUAAAUAUGUAAUUUAUCAACUGAAGAGUUAUAUUGCUGCAGAUACUUGCCAAGUCUUGCAAUCCUUUUCCUGAUGAAUGAUUUCUCUGACUGUUUGCGGCCGAUUAUGUCUGUGUGUGUUUACCAGUUGGAAUGGUCACUGGGCAAACCAAAGGUGUAAUAUGAUGACUCGUGAGAAACGAUUGAAGUGUUUUAUGCAACUAUGCAGUAUGUAAUUGUAAAUCUUCUGCUGCACACUUGGUAAGGCUGCCUACUCUGUCGUGGAAAAAUAAUUCAGUAACUUCUACAAAACAAUUAAUGCUUUAAUUCAAGCCGAUUUCUUGGAUAUUCCUCAGUCUCUACUGAUUCACUGAGAUUGUGCCUGUGUCAGAAUGAAAAUGUCCAAAUGAUGUGUCCUGGAUCACCCUUGUAAAUGGGCUGCAAACAAAACACCUUUUACUGCUCCACUCAAGAUGUGGGUUGUAGAGAACCUUAAUUCCUUACAUGUCUGCUGGUCAGGCGUGGAUAUUAUUUUUAACCCAGGUUGUAUUAGGGAAGGUGAACGAAACCUAAAAAAAUGACCCAACGUCAGCAUUCCCUUUGUUAGAGCAAUGGGGCUAUGGUAAAAUAUCCACAGAGCUCCCUACAUCAGCCAUUUGUUUGACUGCUAGCCAAUAAUUUUCUCCUGAUCGGUAAGACUGCCAUGACGUAUAUCAGAGAAUCCUGAACACUGUUUAUUCUCAACCGACUGCUCUUUCUCUGAUCCCGAUUAACAUUUCAAAAUUGUUUAACUGAUGGAAAGAAAAAUACUUUGCAGCUCAUCAACUAGAUAAGAGUGCUCAAAGUGCUGGAGUAGCUCAGCUGGUCAGGCGGCAGUUCUGAACAAGGAUUUCCAGUGGCGCUGCGAGUUGGCUGCCUCGCCUGCAGUGGGUUCAUGUUUCGACUUUUUUUGGUUUUUUUAAGUUUGUCCAAAAGUAUGUUUUAGUAAUUCUCUGCAUGUGUUGUGGGGUUAUGGGGGGGGAAUAGGGGGAAACCGUUUUCAGGCACCUACCUCGACGGAGAGGCGACUUUCUUCCUUGUCGCUUCUUCGACCAACUUGCAGCUGGUUUGGUGCGGCCUUUCCUGGAGUCAGGCCCAGAGCUUCAGCAGUGGCGCAGCGGGGACUGUAACAUCGCGGACCCCCUUGCCGGGGGUCGCCGGAGAAGCACUCUGACCGCUGGCCUGCAGCCUACAAAAUCUGGAGGCCACGGUCUGUGGAGCUUCUGGCGACAGGCGUGGAGUGGACUUUACUUACCAUCGUGGAGUGAGCGACCCCUCGCUGGGGGUCGCCGGAGACGAGCUCCGACUGCUGGCCUGCGGCCCACAACAUCUGAAAGCCGCGGUCUCCGGUAAGGAGGUGGACGAUUUGGGAGCUCCAGGCCGCAGGUUGUGCUUGACCUGCCCCAACGUUGGCGUUCUGACCAUCCCGACCAGAGGGCUUGAACAUCGUGCCGUUCGUAACGGUGACUACGGAGGGUCAGGGCCCUGACCACGGGUGAACAAGGGAGGAGGAGGACUGUCUGAACUCUAUUGCCUUCUACCACUGUGAAUAAUGCUGUGGUGGGUGUCUGUGUUGAAUUAUGUUGUUUAUUGUUUCUUUUUUAAUUGUAACGCUGCAUGGUAGAUUCAUUUCACUGCACCUUAUGGUUGCAUGUGACAACUAAAUUUGAACUUUGAACAAGAUCGGGAGGUGACAUUUUGGGUCAGGACCCUUCAUCAGACAGUCAAGGCCCCACCUGAAAGAUCACCUAUCGUGCACUCCAGAAAUGCUGCCUGACCUGCUGACUAGCACUUUGAGUCUUUUUUUGUAAACUAGCAUAUGCAGUUCCUUGUUUCUACAUUAGUUAAACAAGCUUACAUUGUGCAAACUGAUGGAACUUUAAAGGUUGCCAAUGUUCAAGUUUCAUUUGUUUAAGAAAGAACUGCAGAUGCUGUCUGAAGAAGGGUCUCGAUCCGAAACGUCACCUAUUCCUUUGCUCCAUAGAUGGUGCCUCAUCCGCUGAGUUUCUCCAGCAUUUUUGUCUACCUACAAGUUUCAUUUGUUCUUCAUUGUCAUUAUAAUUACAUUUGUUUCUUCUUUUCCAUGUUUUGCCCAUUAGGGAGCUAGUUUGAGGAUCGAAUGGACAUGACUUACUGUUUAACUUUCUAUCUUUAGUCUAUGAUUCAUUUUCAUUAGUAUAGAGAACGUUAAACAUUUCUUGAAAUGCAAAAAAGAACUAAAUGCUGUGACUGCUUGAGUUGGAUACUUUUCACUAGACUGCAAUGGCAAAUCCAACUGCGACAAGAUGUAGAACUGUGUUGAUAAAGACAAAAAGACCACAAAUGCUGGACAUCUGAAAUAAGAACAGCUGGAGAAUCUUUAUAGUUCUAACAACAUCUGUGGAUCUUCUUCAUCUUGCAUAUGGCAUGCGUAGCCUAAAGUUGUAGGACAACUUGUUCUAUUUGAUCUUAUUUGAUUGUGCACUUGAUUGCAUUCGUGCCAACAGGGCAGACCACGUGAAGGUUGCAAUCUCCUACCCCCAUCUGUGGAGCAAGAAGCAGAGUUAAACCCCUGUCCCACGGUAUGAGUUCAUUCCAAGAGUUCUCCCGAGUUUGCCCUGACUCGGAGAUUUACGUUAAUGGCCACUCGUCGGUACUCGGGGCUCUUGUGGACAUUUUUCAUUAUGUUGAAAAAUCUUCACGAAUCUUCCCAUGCUUACCUGCCGUUAGCGAAUUUUCCCGAGUACCUGGCGUUAGCGCUAAGAGACGUCCCCGAGCUCCGACGUACCCGCUAAGUUCAUUCUCCGUGCUUACCAUGAGUUUGAUUAUUCUUUUUAACGCAGGGGAGCUCUUGGAAUGAACUCGUACCGUGGGACAGGGCUAUUAAAGUUUCAGAUCAGUGACUUUUUUAUUAUCUGCACUAACUUGUUUCUUUUAUAGACAGUAGGCAAUAGACAAUAGGUGUAGGAGUAGGCCAUUCGGCCCUUCAAUGUGAUCAUGGCUGAUCAUCCCAAAUCAGUACCCCGUUCCUGCCUACUCCCCAUAUCCCCCGACUCCGCUAUCUUUAAGAGCCCUAUCUAGCUCUCUCUUGAAAGUAUCCAGAGAACCGGCCUCCACUGAGGCAGAGGAUUCUCACAACUCUCUCUGUGAAAAAAUGUUUCCUCGUCUCCGUUCUAAGUUAUUCUAAAUUAUCCAUUAUUCUUAAUCUGUGGCCCCUGGUUCUGGACUCCCCCAACAUCAGGAACAUUACCAUAGAAAAUGCUCCAACUGCUGCGUAUUGCCAGCGGUUCAUGUUAUUUUGUUGUCGAGUUCUAUGUAUUGUUCUAUUAUAGAACAAUGCAUCUGCAUUGAGGUGAACUGCGAUGUUUUUAGAACAGCUGUGCAGAAACUUUGUGUAAAUAUUAGCAUUAAGAUCAUUUUGGAUUUUGGGUGCCCUCUAUGUUAAAACAACAAAGGGAGCAGAUCCAAACUAUGCAAAUGUAAAGGUCCUAUAUUAAAUGCUUAAUCCUCAAUUAAACUCUCAUAUGCUGACCUGAGUCGGGGCAGCAAGCCUAGUAUUGAAAUUUGCCCAAAUUUGGAUUGACCAGGAGGAAGUUGCUCAAAGUGACCCAUUGUUGAUUCAUUCAUUGCAGUAUAUGAAAAGAUGGGUCUUGCAAUGUCUGAAAGACAAAGGCCCUCUACAAACCUGCCCUAGGUACACCACACUACCCUCCAACAAUACAGAUUUAAGGCAAGACUCGAAAAGAUGGACCACUUCCCACAUCUUGGGAAGCAUCUCUUGGCAAAGCCAGACUUCAUUGAUGAUAUCCACUGUCACAUUCAAACCACCAGCAACAUUUCUAUGCUGAGAGGUUAUUUGAAAACUGCAACCUCAUGAUCAUCUGGGUGGCCCAAAUCCCUGUCUUCAGAAUGCUUCGGUGAUCUUGAUUACCUUCAGCAGAUAUCUCAAUGCACUGGAGAGAUGCCAUCAAUCCAAUCUCUGCACAAUUACCCCAUUCCAUUUGAAGGAUAUUAGAACUGACAUUCGUGACCCCUUCCUGCCAACAUCACCAGCAUCGAGGCCCUGGUUACACUCGGUCAGACACACCACUCACUUACUCGAUACCAAAGUCCCAAAGCAGGAACUUCAUUCCACUCUGGGUUGUGGGACGAGGUAAACGGGUAGAUAGUGGAAUGGAAGUGGAAUGCAACAGCUCCAUUGACUGCAUCACCACACAAAGUGGAGAAGGAAUCUUGAGCCUAUGCACUGAGGUAUGUCCAUAAGUGGAGAUAGGAAAUCACCACCUCAGUUUAGUUUAUUGCAAACCACCCACUUAUUCAGCCCGUUGGGCACCAUCUUCCCCCUUUGUGGAAAGGUCUGUGGUUCCCAUUAGUCAUCUUGAAACCCACAAAACCCACUUCUAAACCAUCCUCGAAACCAAAGUAUUGCCUCAGAAGAAAGAAAACAUAACAAUUACCAAGUUUCUCCUUUACCUGCUUGUUGAUAGCAGUACUUUAAAUGACCUUGUACAUUGAUGAUAUGUUUCUUCAAGUAUUGUUUGCUAUUUUGCCUUGAAAAUAUAUUUUUCUUAACUAUGCAGUUGCAAUUUACAAAGAACUGGUUUCUUUUGUCAAAGAGUGUAUAAGAUGAAAUAAAUAAUGUUGAAGAUAUUUUGCUUGCCUUUCUUCUCUCACUCCGUUUCCCAGUUCCUGGUGGAAAAAAAACAUGCAGGCAGGCAGGCUCUUGGGACGAUUUGAUGCACAUGUAAAAUUUUUGUUCUUUUAUCUGAUUUUGUCAGUCUUUGGAAUCCUGCUUGCAGAUUCCAAAAAUGUGCUGCUGAUGUUCAUAUUUUAGUGUAGUAAUGUAAAUGAAUCCUUGAAGGAGAGACAUUGCUGCCCAUUCCACUCUGGAGUUGAGAGGGUGGGGAGAGGGGGGUCUUGAACUUGAGAUCCACAAUACCUGUUUAAUACUGAUGUGCAAUAGAAAAUGCAAAAAUGUCCCAAAAUUGUUGAUUUUGCCAAGGAGUGCAAAUAUUGUGAUGUUACUGGCCGAAUGAGGUUGCUGUACAAAACCUCCAUCAUGCUCUAGCCGCUCGACUUAAAAUUAACUUAAUGUUUGAAAAAAUAAUUGAUUUUAUUUUAAACUUGAGAGGGAAAUUUGGGCUUUUUUUAAAUCACACUGUAUUUUCCUCUAUGGCACUUUCGUAGAUUAAACCCAUUGCAAAGAAAAGCUGCUUGCAUUGCAUGUUAUACUAAUAUUUACAAGAUCGAAUGCACAAUAAUGCUGUUUUUUGAGACUCGUGAAGACCAUCCGUGUUGCACAAUUCUGUAUACAAUUAUUAACGUUAAAUAAUUUUUGAAUUGCACAUUCUGCAAAUAUUUAAAUACAACUUUGGUUUCUUCUGUUGAGCAGGAGGAGCUUAACCAUUUAUCCAAAGAGAGUAUUUGUACUACAUCAAGCUAAAGUGACCAUAAUAGUCGGCCAAAUCAACACUGAUUUGUCCAGAUAGCCCUUCAUUUUAUCUUCUGUCUUGAUCCGAAAGCUGAUUGAUUUAUGUGUUGUGCUUUUCAAAAAUGAACCACACAU
Molecule: messenger RNA, 7829 nt
Organism: Leucoraja erinaceus (little skate)
Lineage: Eukaryota; Metazoa; Chordata; Chondrichthyes; Rajiformes; Rajidae
Product: hepatocyte growth factor-like
Biological process (GO): proteolysis
Molecular function (GO): serine-type endopeptidase activity
Source: RefSeq, a predicted model, not a curated record